GAAGGCCAAUGGGCGGAGGGAGAGAGGGGUCGGGUCCCAUGGGGAGCGAAUGAAGCUCAGCAGCGGGAAGUUCCUUCAGAGAUUCACCUCACCCGGAAGAGUGGCAAGACCGCAGUCGCACCCGGAAGUGUGGUGAUACCGUGGCUAUGCUACGGGAAGUGAUGGUGCCCGGCCAAUUGAAAUACCGGGUUAAAACAGGUCUCAUCCUGUUGAAAACCGAGGGGAAACCAGCACGAGAAGUGUGUACCAGGAGGCUAAGCUCCGUGAAGGCUUUUAAGAAGCUUCUUUUGCUACCCGUCACCCUCAAUUCCCCUCCCGCACAGGGAUGUGCAGAUGGAGGCCGGAGAAGACACUGCUGCCCCAGCCCCCGGGGACGCAGAGGACUUGGAGGACACGCGGUUUCCCAGUGAGGAAGCUGGAGAGAGUGGAGGGGUUCACGAGGACCCAGCAGAUCUCGGAGAUGGGAGCCUGGAGGAAACAGGAUCUGGGACCAAGGACAAGCCACCUAGCCUUCUGUCACCACUGCCCCAGUCAGAGUCCCCUUCAUGUAAUUGUGGGCUCUGGGAUCCUUCAGCCUCUGAGAAUAGUCCCACGGGUGACUCUGAAAGCGGCUCUGGGGGCCAGGGCGGAGACCCCAGUGAUGAGGACUGGCGCGGCAAGCGGAAGCACGUGUUUGUGCUGAGUGAGGCAGGCAAGCCCAUCUACUCGAGGUACGGUAGUGUGGAGGCACUGUCGACCACCAUGGGCGUGAUGACAGCCCUCGUGUCCUUCGUGCAGAGUGCAGGAGACGCCAUCCGCGCCAUCUAUGCUGAGGACCACAAGCUGGUGUUCCUUCAGCAGGGCCCACUGCUGCUGGUGGCUGUGUCACGGACUCCUCAGUCAGCAGCCCAGCUUCGGAGGGAGCUGCUAGCUGUGCAUGCACAGAUUGUGAGCACACUGACCCGUGCAAGCGUGGCCCGCAUCUUCGCCCGCAAGCAGAACUACGACCUCCGCCGCCUGCUGGCUGGCUCGGAGAGCACACUAGACCGGCUUUUGGACAGUGUGGAGCGAGACCCAGGUGCCCUGCUCCUGGGCGCUGUGCGCUGUGUGCCCCUUGCUCGCCCGCUGCGGGAAGCACUAGGUGCGCUGCUCCGACGUUGCACAGCCCCUGGCCUGGCACUGUCUGUGCUGGCGGUGGGUGGUCAACUGGUGACAGCGGCCCAGGAGCGCAGUGUGCUGGCUGAGUGCCGGCUGGACCCAGCCGACCUGCAGUUGCUGCUCAACUGGGUCAGUGCCCCGGCCUUUGCAGCAGGGGAGGCAUGGGCACCUGUGUGCCUGCCCCGCUUCAACCCUGAUGGUUUCUUCUACGCCUAUGUGGCCCGCCUGGAUGCCAUGCCUGUCUGCCUGCUGCUGCUUGGCACCGACCCUGAGGCCUUCCAUGACAUGGCCACCUGCCGGCGCCUGGUGGAAGACGGGAUGCACAGCCUUGGUGCCAUGCGUACACUUGGGGAGGCUGCCAGCUUCUCUAAUGCCCCAUCAGCCAAUGCCCCUUCCUACAGUGUGCAGGCUGUGGGGGCACCUGGCCUCUGGCACUUCCUCUAUAAGCCACUGGACAUCCCUGACCAUCACCGCCAGCUGCCCCAGUUUACCAGCCCGGAGCUAGAGGCCCCAUACAGCAGAGAGGAGGAGCGGCAGCGCCUGUCAGACCUGUACCACCGCCUGCAUGCGCGCCUCCACAGCACCUCCCGGCCUCUGCGCCUCAUCUACCAUGUGGCUGAGAAGGAGACGCUGCUGGCCUGGGUGACCUCCAAAUUUGAGCUCUAUACCUGCCUCAGCCCCCUGGUGACCAAGGCAGGUGCCAUCUUGGUAGUGACCAAACUCCUGCGCUGGGUGAAGAAGGAGGAGGAUCGGCUCUUCAUUCGUUACCCACCCAAGUACUCCACGCCCCCCGCAGCCUCAUCUGCCUCCACAGACCAAGCUUCCCACAAUGGGUUGUUCAGUGGACCUUGAGAGGCAGAACUCCCAGACUGGGCAGUGCUGGGAACAGCUACCAUUGGCUUUUGCCUUCUAUCUCUACCCUGGAGAUGGGCCAGGUGGGAGGGAUGAAGCGGUUCAUGGUGGUGUCUGUGGCUGGUCUCUCUGUGGGCAGUGGGGCAGGAGCUAAGGGCCUGCCCACGAAUGAGAGGUGGUUGGCGGCAUGGCUGCACUCAGGCGAGUAGGCUGCUUCCCCAGCCCCUCAUGUACCUCUACCUGUGGAGAAAUCCUGUGGCCUCUUCCCUUCCCUCUGCCUACUUCCUCCAUUUGGAUGAUAUUCCAGCCUCUGCCAUGGGCUUUCUCCUUCAGUCCUGGGCACCACACCCUCUGCACCUGGAAUUAACUUUGGCAAUGGGCUCUUAGCCCUGAGGGUCCUGGGCUGGCCAAGAUCUUUUGGAGUGGCCUUGGGGGGAUUCUGAAAUUUUCGAACGCAGGGCCAGUUUGUGCCUAGAACUGGCCUAAGGAUAACUUAAAGAAAAAAACUAAAGAAAAAGGUCUGAACCACUCCCUACAAGGACAUUCUUUUGCCCUUCAUAUACUUCAUCUUUACCCUCUCAAAAAUGACCCCCAUCAGUCUUGGCUGCUGCUAAUGUUAAUGAGAAAGGUGGCCUCCACAGGCUACCUGUCUGGUAACCCUUGACAAAGCUACUGACCUCACAGGGUAGGUGAGAUCCAGAGUUUUUACGCAGGAGGUGCACUUAGCUUCUGGGGCUUGUUCUGCACCUUCGUGAAACAGAGAAAACUCACCUCUCACAGGCUGUAAGUCAGGAUUUGUGUUCAACGUAAAGGGACUCGAAGUCUUGUACCACCGUGUGACACACGCACAUUUCUCCUGGACUUUGGCGCAACCUGCACUACUGGAGCUACCUGGAGAGGGGGAGACUGCCCCUCCCCCUUGAGUUUGUGUCUAUUCUCCCAACACUCACUCCCCAGCCCAUUACGAGCCUUGUUCUGCCCUUGUUUCCUUUAAACUGACGUUAAAAGGCGCAUGCUACUCACUGGAUCAGAGGCUCGCUCAAACCCUUCUGCGCACACCUAGGUCAACUGGUAAGUCUACAUGCUGCACGCAUGCGCGCUGUAGGGCCUUGCUUUUUUUUUUUUUACCAAUUGUCCAAGGCGCAUGCGCCAGAUUUCUGCGUUGGGAAAUGGCGGGGAAGUUGGAGCCUUUCAAAGUGGAGCCUCUGGAAGUCUUAGAGGAGACCGUGGAGGGUGAAGGCAACGAGGGUAAGCAGGCACUUCCUGCCCAGGGCAGAAGGGAGGAGUGGCAGUCCCAUUCAAAUAAUGAAAUAUUGAUAGCAGUACUAAAAAAAUUACAGUUUUAAGGCUUUUGUAAAAUAGGGUUCUAUAAUGUGGAGAUAACGCACAUAAUUUCAUCUGAAUUAUUGGACAUACUACUUAGUAUUUUAAAGUACACUACUGAAGUGUGCAUCUCCAAGCAACGAAUGGAGGUGGAGAUUCUCGCAGAAGCCACUCCGCUGCUGCCACACCUAAGAGAAUGAGCGGUGAUGCCCCAGUAUUGCUCGGCCCCCAGCACAUGCCGCACUGUGUGUGGACUCCCUUAACGGCCGCUCCCACGGGCAGCCUUGCUCCAGGGCGCUUCGUGAUGAGACCUGCUUCCUAGUGAGAGGGGAAAGUUGCCCACAGACAGGUGGGAAUUGCAGUUUAGACAAAAGUAAACCUCCCAAGACAGUGAUCUGCUACUAUGCCACGAGCAUUAUUUUAACUAGGAUUUUUUUUUUAAAUGUACCGACAUAGAAAGAAUAGCAUGAUAAAUGCCCGAGCACCCAUCGCUGUUUAGCAGUUGUCAACUUUUUGCUCUCCUUUCAUCUGUAACACCCUUUCCUGCACAGCCUUUAAACCACUGUGUAUUAGUAAACAUAUCGGGUUACCUUCUAUGUACACUUCAACAACAAUGGUGAUAGUUGUUUAUUGUCCUAGGGUGUGAGCUCCGUGGAAACCAUUUACUGCUCUUUCCCCAACACCCCAACAAUGGCUGCUUGGCAUAUAAUAAGUGCUCUGUCAUGAGCUCUCUUUGGUUAGGGCCACACAUUGAACACCAGCUUUCAACAAAGGACAAGCAGAAAUGAGAGAUGGAAAUAGAUCUCAUUUAUUAAGCACUUAUUAUAGCUGCCACUGCUACUGAUAAACUUUUAGUAUCAAGUUUUCAAAUGUGUCAAAAUCAAAGUCAUUGAUUUCAUCAGCAAUGCAGAAAAUUUUAAAUCAAGUUACCAUUUUUUGCCAUUGUUGGCUUUAUAAAGGGAGGGAAGAUGUCUAGUAUCAAGUACUCUGGGGGGGGGGGGGAAGGCCACCUCGUCUCACUGGGAGAGCUAACCAGUAAAGGCUUUGCUAGCAGCAGCUAGACAGAACAAUUUCAGCAUCUAAAAUACUAUUGCAUAUCUUCAGUAAUGAGGAGAAUAUGUGGGUGUGUGGACCAGGAAGAGCCAUUAGAGUGGUGUUGGUGGAAGCAAAAAAAAAAGAGCAAUUGUGGAAAUGGCUAAAUUUAGGUAUUUUCAUGCAUAUUGUGGAAUACCUGUGUGGUGGGCUUUUUACUUUUUUCAGCAGCAGGAAAAAAUAAUUAAAUUCCGAUUUAAUUUGAAAAAGGACAAGAUUAAUAUUUAUUGACACAAUGAACUCCAAGAAGAGGUAUUUUUAUGAGGGGAAAAAACCAAGCAGGUUUGGAUUUUAAAAAAUCAAGCGGAGGCAGCUUCAUCUAUGGCCCUGUGAGGGUUGUAUGGAAAUCUGUCUGAGGGUGGAAGGCCGAACUAAUGACUCUUAGCAAGGAACUUGGAUCUUGGGAGCUGUGCAAAACUAGAGGCAUUUUUGCGAUUUUUUUUUCUUUUAGGAAAAUGUAAUACUAUAUCAUUUUGAAAUACUAGAAGGGAAAUUUGGUAUCUGAGGAUCCUAUAUUAAUAUUGAUAUUGGUACUAAACUCGUCUUCGAUGGUUACACUGUGGUUACCUGGUAGGUUCCCCUUGUACAGAGGAAAUACACACUGGCAUGUUAAGGAAUAAAGGGCCAAGAUCCCUGCAAUCUGUGGUACAGAAACCUGAUACAAGGGCAAAGAGGAGAACCGUGGUCUGUUUCUACAACUUUUAUGUACAUCUGAAAUUGUUUCAAAAUAAAAUGUUUAAAAGGG
Messenger RNA from Artibeus jamaicensis (Jamaican fruit-eating bat), 5149 nucleotides. RefSeq names its product MON1 homolog B, secretory trafficking associated (gene MON1B). Gene Ontology annotation, biological process: protein targeting to vacuole; vesicle-mediated transport. The transcript has 6 exons. The record is from RefSeq and is a predicted model, not a curated record. Bases 334 to 1989 code for a protein of 551 amino acids. Lineage: Eukaryota; Metazoa; Chordata; Mammalia; Chiroptera; Phyllostomidae.